CUGUGAUCACAUCAAAACAAUAAGCGUGUCAAACUGCGCUUUUCCCAGCUGUAAUUAUUUAUUGAGUGUUUGUGAGAAAAUAAUUGAGUUAUCAAUUUUAAAAAUAUUCAAAAAAUAUGGAGGAGCAAGAUAUUCCAAUAGAUAUUAAUUCAGGAAAGCUACUUGAGUGGUUUAUUAGUAGGAGGCAUUGUAACAAAGAUUGGUCUACGCAUAUUCUGAAAAUUAGAGAGAAAAUUAACAAUGCUAUUCAGGAUAUGCCUGCACAUCAAGAAAUAGCAAAACUGUUGUGUGGCACACAUAUAAAUUAUUUUCACUGCAAGAAAAUUGUAGAAAUAUUGAAAGAAACUGAAGCAGACACAAAAAAUUUAUUUGGACGAUAUGGGUCACAGAGAAUGAAAGAUUGGCAAGAAAUUGUUCGUCUCUAUGAGAAAGACAAUGUUUACCUUGCAGAAGCUGCUCAGAUGCUCAUUAGAAAUAUCAAUUAUGAAGUUCCUGGUUUCAAAAAACAAAUUCAAAAAUUGGAGCAGACCGUAACUGAAUUUGAAAAAAAGGAAGCAGAAUACAAAAAAUCAGAAACCCUUGGAAGAUCUGACUUUAAUAAUCUUUGUAAACAUUUGGGAAUUGCUGGAACUAAAAUAAAGAAAGAAUUGAUUGAAAGGAUUGUUGAAUUGCCACAGAUUUAUGAAAAAGUUGCAAAGAAAGUUAAAACAUUGAAUAAUGUAGUUGAAUUUUACACUGCUUUUGUAGAAUUUACUUUGGGAAAUCAACAUAGUGGAGGUUGUGUUCCUAUGGUUAAAUAUAUUAUGGAUAAAGGAAAUACAACAACAUACGAAUGGACUUUUGGGGAGGCACCAUUAUCUGUGACUGAACCUAGUUUUGAUUUCAAUAUAGAUAAUGAUGAUGAUGAAAAAGAAAAUGAUACAAUAUACUUUGGGGAUAUGGCAACAAAUGAAAUAGACUUUGGGAAAUUGGAUUUAGAUAGUAAAAUUGACUUUGGCAAUAUUGAAUUAGAUGUUGGUGGAGAAAUAGAUUGGGGUGGAAUUGUAGUAGAAGAUGAAUCAACUCUUUCUAAUGAGGAAGUAAUAGAUUUUGACAUUUCUCUAGAAGAAUCUGGUAUAGAAGUCGAAGCUGCAGGAAAUGAUGGAGGUAAUGCAACUGGAUUUCAAGCUCUAACAAUUCUAGACAAUCCUGAUGCUAGGAAUGAUUUCAUUAAUCAACUUUUUGAACUAGAAGCAUUUUUGAAAAUAAGAUUAUAUGAAUUUAAAAGUGAAAAUAAUAAAAGUGUCUUGAAUAUGACUAACAUGCAAGAGUCGCCUGCUCUUCAACUCGCUACAGUAGAUAGCAUUCAAAAUAUGUUGGACAAUGUCCAAAUAAUUAUAUCUGAAAUACUUGAUAGCAAGGUACAACACUUGCACAAUAUCAAACAUUCCUCAAGAUAUGUCGACGCUUUAUCGGCAAGUUUGAAGCAGAAACGAAAGCUUAUUAAAAAGAUGGAGUCGUUACAGCAAACGAUGCGAGAGAAACAAGAAGUAACGAGACAACAGGUUGCGUCGUUGAAACCAAUUCUUAAGUUGGUUAUUGAAAGAACAAAAGAAUUACAAAAAGAGAUUGAAAAAGAUAUCUCUAAAAAAUACAAAAACAGGGUGGUCCAUUUGACCGGCGGAAUCAAUACCUUGUAAGAUAUAUUUGUUAAGAGUGAGAAUUAAUUUUUUACAAAAGAUUUUAAUUGUAAAUACGUUA
This is a messenger RNA of Phymastichus coffea, 1740 nucleotides long. Its product is annotated as CDK5 regulatory subunit-associated protein 3. The record is from RefSeq and is a predicted model, not a curated record. Gene Ontology annotation, biological process: regulation of mitotic cell cycle; regulation of cyclin-dependent protein serine/threonine kinase activity. The coding region runs from base 117 to 1679 and encodes 520 amino acids. NCBI's taxonomy places the organism in Eukaryota, Metazoa, Arthropoda, Insecta, Hymenoptera, Eulophidae. Gene Ontology annotation, cellular component: endomembrane system. The transcript has 9 exons.